AUGAUCGAUAUGAUGCUCAAGAAUCGUGAAGCGCAAUUAGCUAAAUUAGUGGAUAUUCAAAAAAAGCUCGAGGUGGCUGAAAAGAUUGAAAUAUGUCGAAGGAUAAGAAAUGGCAUGACGAAUCCAGAAUCGGGUCGACGAGCCAAGCCUUCACGUAGUCUUAGUAGAAAUCGGAGAGAUAUAAAUAAUCGACGAAGGAGAUCAUCUGCUGGUGUGGAAGACAAGGAUUUGAUUAAGAAAAUCGAGAGAGAAUAUGAAGAACCACCAAUUGAAAAUCCUUCUUUAGUCUACAAUCGGCUUUCAGUAAAAAUACUCAAAUAUCGCUUUUUACACAAAUUGGAUGAUAAAACUUUGUCGACUUACAUGGAUCAAUUAAGGCGUCAGUUAAAUAAACUUGAACGUUUUCGUGAAAUAUCAUUUGGCCCACAUUCCAUUGCACGUCAUCAAGGUGAACAGCAUCAGUCAUGGUUCUUCCGUCGCAGGUCAUUACCCACCUUACAAACUUCAGACCAAACUAAUAACCAGCAUGCUUCAUUAAGGUAUAGUAAUCUUCCAACAUGCCCUUUCAUUUCCAAACAAAGACGAAAUAGUGAAUCGAAUCGAUUACCAUCCAUUGGGAAGAGAUUAAGAAAUAAAAUACGCUCUAAUGAACUGCAGUUUCCAAAUCGCCUUUGGCCAAUAGGUCGAAAUUUUAGAGAAAAUUUUGAAAUUUUUUAG
Dracunculus medinensis (Guinea worm) is the source of this 717-nucleotide messenger RNA. The record is from the annotation of a GenBank genome assembly. NCBI's taxonomy places the organism in Eukaryota, Metazoa, Nematoda, Chromadorea, Rhabditida, Dracunculidae.